AUGUUAAAAUUGAUUAAGUUGAGUAAUAUUGGUUUCAAUAGAAGAGCAACGAUAUUACUUGGAGGAAUGACUUGUAUUGGUCUUUAUAGUGCAGGUUAUCAAAGAUUUAAGAAAGCAUAGUUUGCAUCUCUUUAUGAAAACUUAGAAUUAAAAUAAGUAUUGAAAUUGAUCAAUUUAAGGAUUAUUAAUAAGAAUAUUUGAAGGGACAUGUUUAAAGUGUUAAUGGGUUUUGGAAUAAGAUGAUUUAGUAUGGAAAAUUGUAAUUAAGAUUUCUGUAAUUGAUCCUAACUUUUACUCCUCUUGUAUUAUUUUUUCCUUUCGCCUUACUUUUCAAAUCAUAUUUGUAUAAGUAUUGGCUAAGACUUUUAAUUAAGUCAUUAGAGAUAGUAAGUUCUUAAUAUAUAAGGCUGGGCCAUUAUGGAUGAAAUUGGGAUAAUGGGCAAGUCAUAGGGGAGAUGUAUUUGGUUAUGAAGUAACUUCAUAGUUAAGUAAGCUAAGAGAUUCAGCAACACCUCACAUUUACUACUAUACAAAAAAAUAGUUUGAAGAUGAAUUUAAACAAAAGAUUGAAGAUGUUUUUGAUAGUUUUGAUAAAAAUCCAAUAGCAUCAGGAUCAAUUGGUUAAGUUCAUAUAGCUUAUAAAAAUGGUGUAAAAUAUGCAGUAAAGGUUAGACAUCCAAGAAUAGUAGAGAAAUUAGAACUAGAUUUAAAAAUUUUAUAUAUAAUAUCAAAUAUAUUGAGUUCAACUCAACAAAUAUUUAGAAGAUUAGCUAUGCCAGUAACAUUUUAGGAAUUUAGUGUAACAUUAAUGAAUUAAGCAGAUCUUUCAUUUGAAGCAAAGAAUCUUCAGAUUUUUGAAUAAAAAUUUAAAGAUUCAAAAAAUGUCAUUUUUCCAAAAAUACUAAAAGAAUAUGUUUCAAAAAGUGUAAUAGUUGAAACAUUUGAAGAAGGAGUAUCAUUGUCAGAUUUUAUGAAAUUGGAAAGAACAAGAGAACAUAGAGUGGCAGCUAAUUUAGGACUAAAAGCAUUUUAUAAAAUGUUAAUUUAUGAUAAUUUUAUACAUGCUGAUCUUCAUUCUGGAAAUAUAUUAGUAAGAAUAAAAGAUAAUGAUACAUCUAAAUUUGAUUAGCUUAAAAAUAUGUUAGAAGAAGGAUUUUAUGAUUUAGUGGAGUAUGCUGCUGAAUAGAUUGUACCACUAUUUGAAAAGUUUGUAUUAAAGAAACCAUUAAAAGUAAAUUAUACUAUUAUUAAUAGAUUUCAAUAUUAGAGAAAGAGAAGAUAUUUGAUGAAUAACAAUUUUGGAACUUCUUGAGGUAGACGAAUUAUAAUUAAAAAAAUUUAGAUUUAAUAUUUAUAGAUCCAGGAAUGGUUACUAUUUUAAAUUAGAAUGAUAGAAUAAAUUUUAUUAAAAUAAUUAUGUUUGUUGCCUUAAGAUAACCUAAAGAAUGUGGUCAAUUAAUGUUAAGUUUGGCAUCAUAUAAUACUUAAUUAAAGGAAGAAAAGAAAUAAAAGUUUUUAAAAGAUAUAGAAGAUUUAUUUGGAGAGGUUUGUAAUGCCCCUUUAGCUAAAAUGGAUUUAGGUUUAAUUUUUAAAGGUAUGCUUGAAAUUUUAAGAUCUAAUGGACUUGCAGUAGAAGGACAUUUUGCUACAUUAUUAACUAAUAUGAUGAUAUUAGAAGGAAUAGGAAAAGAAUUAGAUCCUAAAAUCAAUAUAGUAUCUAAAGCAGCAUCUUUUCUUCUGUAAAUAAGAACAAUAGAUAGUACAAUAAAUGAAUUAAUGAAUAUUUCAUAAUGA
Paramecium pentaurelia is the source of this 1794-nucleotide messenger RNA. Lineage: Eukaryota; Ciliophora; Oligohymenophorea; Peniculida; Parameciidae. The record is from the annotation of a GenBank genome assembly.